This is a messenger RNA of Penicillium antarcticum, 4968 nucleotides long. RefSeq names its product nuclear pore complex Nup192/Nup205 family protein. NCBI's taxonomy places the organism in Eukaryota, Fungi, Ascomycota, Eurotiomycetes, Eurotiales, Aspergillaceae. Gene Ontology annotation, biological process: nuclear pore organization. Gene Ontology annotation, molecular function: structural constituent of nuclear pore. Bases 1 to 4968 code for a protein of 1655 amino acids. The transcript is spliced from 5 exons. Gene Ontology annotation, cellular component: nuclear pore; nuclear pore inner ring. The record is from RefSeq and is a predicted model, not a curated record.
AUGGAGCCCAAAGACACCGAGGACAUCGGUGGCCUUGGUGGCCUGUACUCGGAUCUUUGUGCGAUCGAGCAGCAUUCAAAUGUCAAUCUCGAACGAAUCUGCUUCGAAUUAGAGGCACACCUCCCAGAUUUCCGAAAGCUCCUCGACAAAACACCAAAGAACAAUGCCAGCCGUCAGACUGUCCUCACAGGCAAGAUCAGCUCUGAAAGCGAAGAAUACGAAAUCAACUCAGACUUCCAACAAGGCGCACUUCAACUAGCCGACGCCCUGAACAUUGAUGAAAUUGAAGCGGCGUUCAAAUUUUUAAAAGCCCAGCGUGAUGGCUACAUGAUGGGCCGGUCCCCUCUGAUUGCCGCGCUAAUGAUGUUUCACGAACACCGUUCGAAUACCCUUAGCUGCCUGCGUCUCAUUUUUAGACUAUCACUCGACUAUGAACGUCCAACCAUCCAAACCGUCAUGCAAACAGCUUUAACACACGUUCUUGGGAUCGUGAACAGCCCUCUGCGGCAUGCAUCAGAAUUUGUUCGAAAGGCGUUGAAAUCCAUGAUUGACAUUGAGGAAUGGAUAUCACUUCUUGGAGAGCAGCUUCAAAAGGCUACCACGCUGGACCAGGAACUUGAUCGAGAUAUCAUGGAGGCUAUUGAAUACCAACAAUCAUGCUUGAAAGAACAACAUGAGUCACUUGGCGCGAUCGUUUGCUACAUGUUCAAGGGAUCUUUUACGAGCAGCGAGGAUGUACGCUUCCUUGUUCAGCAAAUAAAGCAAGAAGAUCGCUUUGACGGGCUCCUGAUACACUACGUUCCUGCCAUAAUUGCGUCCUUUUUCCAAUACGGUUCUCCAGAUGGCCCAGGAGCCGUUGAGAGGGAAGCGCGAGACUUGAACCAAUUUAUCACUGCGACCAAUGAUCCCCAAGGCUGGAAACUCCCUCACUUCCACGCGGCUGUUACUGCUUUGUGGCUGUCAGUCUACAGUGGAUGGUACUUUGACGGUGCCCUGCCCUCGAGUGUCGAUCUCAAUAUCGAUGUGGAGAAGGAAUCAAAAGAGCGAACUAAGAUGUUCAAGUCUUCCCUGGAUGAUGGAGCACUUGAUUUCAUGUUGUCCAUCUGUGCCGCUGUCAACAAUAAAGAGUGGGCCGAUCCCGCUCGAAGUGAAUUAGUGGCCUUGCUGCUAAAGGAGAGCGUUGUAUCAUUGCCACAAUCUGCUUCAUGCUCUGAUUUCAUGAAAGAACUUCUGAUGGAAAAUUUUGAGGUUUUUAUCGAAUCGUGUGUCGCAAACAUGCCUGAUGCGGUCCGGCAUUUGAAGUCGGAAGAGGACUCUCAGAGACUGGACCAAAUCACUGCCCUCAGAGACGGCCUUACCUCUAGCCUUCACCGUGGUUUGGUAGAGGUGCGGACUUAUCUCGAGUCGUUCCUCAUGAUCAUCUCAUUUGCCUUCGAAUGCCGCGCGGAAGCGGCUCAAGAAUUCUGGGCUGACCCUGAGAGUAACCUCUAUGGAUUCCUUCAGUGGGCUUCUAAACGACAGACUGUCCCCCGAGUCAGCGCUUUCUGUGAAAUGCUUUGUUCAAUCUCAGAAGGCCCAGAAAAUGCAGCUGCGGCACAUCAAUUUCUUACAGAGGAAGACAAAUUCAUGUCUUCCAAAUUUAAGCGAUCUACCACAAUGAAUUGGUCGCAAAUGUUUGCUGAACUACAACUUCAUGCGUCUCGAGUUACUGAGAAACCGAACUCGACCCCUUCGCAAGGCUACCUCGGGAUGUUCCUUUCACGGAAACCGGAGCCGGUGGAAAUGAAUGAGCCUGAAAGCCCCGUGAUGCUAACAUGCUACCUGCGGCUCAUGGGUCAUCUAUGCAGUCAGAGUGAGGUUGUUCGAGACUGGAUGUUACAAAAUCAAUCAUUCAAUGUAGUCAAUACAUUGUUGACUCUGUGCAGCGGUCCCAUUCCGUCACACCUCAGAGCAACGGCCUUCACGACACUUGCAGCGCUGAUGACUGAAAGGUCUUCUGCUGCUGGCCAUCAAAUGUGGAUGGCAAUCGACGAGUGGUUGUCUGGCGGGUCUAUGAGUGCAUCCGGCAAUGUCAAAGUGCCGUUGGUCCCCAACCUCCCUGUGUGGCAUCAGCAACAGGCCCUCAAAAAGAUUGGAGAGAGUUUUGACCAGACAAAUGCAUUUGUUGUUCUUGUCAAUGCACUCUUUGCCCCUCCCUCUGACCAGGUCAACGAUGGCAUGUCGCUCCCUUAUCCCGUAAAUCUAGGGGGGUCGUAUCGGAUGCCUGGGGUCGGCCCCUACAUUGAUUUUAUUCUAGGUCAUGCCUUCUCGAGGAAGGUCCAGGACCUCAACGACCACCAAACCCGUCUUUUGACCUACAACUGCCUAGAGUUUGUGGUGGUAAGCUUGAAGUCAUUCAACGAAAACCUAGUCUUGGCUUUGAGCGAGCCGUCUGGGUCCGAUCACACCGUGAAUGCUUCGUUGAUGUCAACGUACGUUGUUGCUCAUCCCUUUGCUCGCGUGGUAGAGUGGCUCUUUAAUGAAGAUGUUCUCAAAUCUUUGUUUGCGGCUUCUCAGCAAGACACGGGAGAGAUUUGUGUGGCAUCAUCUGAUUCUGUCGUCGUUUUGACUUUGCUCCGGAGCCUGGAGGUAAUGACUCUGCUUCUGGAUCUUCAGUCGACAUACUUGAAUGUCGUCAAAUCUAUCGUCGCCUCCCAGCUUGCACCACAUAGAACAAACGUGGCAAAUUCUUCGCUUGCCUCAUUUGAAGACAGUGUGCUGAGCAAUCUUUCUCUCAUUCCAUUGCUCUGUCUCUAUUGUAGUACAGGACACCUGGACCUUGCGAUCACAUCUAUGCAAUUGCUGGAAAGACUUACCAGCUCUCGCAAACUCAACAAAAUGGCAUCCCUGGAAUCCGCUCAAUGGCGGUCCUCGAACAAGAUUGUUGAGGUGCUUGCAUCCGAGCUCGAUGUGGAUAGUGUAUCGAAGCCUUUGGUGUUCCAUAUGACUCCUGACAUCAGAGAAUUCGAUUAUGGUCCCGAGGCAGCCAGCUACGUCAUUCGAGAAAAUAUUCUUGCCCUUCUGAGGCGAUGUCUGGGAACAAUCACAGACCGCCCUACAGUAGCUCAUCUUCUCCUUGGCUUCAAGUGUGUGGGACCUAAUCUUGAAACCUCAAGCGAAGGACUGUUUGCAGAACAGAGUUCCCUUCUGCAUGCCAUUGUGGGCUUUUUGAAAGAAUAUCCUGAGGACCUCGAUGGAACCAUUGUGUCAUGGGUUGUGAUUCUCAAACGCAUGGCCUUUGAAGUGCUGAAGCAUUUGUGGUCAUCAAAGCUGGCAGGCUUCGAGACCCUUAGUGAAAUGCGAUCUAUGAAUUUGCUUCAAGUCAUGUUCGCUAAACAGCCUAUCAUUGAUUCAAACACGAUGUGGAGUGGCUUCACUGCUGAAAUGGAUGAUUUCUGGCUCUUUGACGGUGCGGCUGCCAUGAGAGAAUUCCUGUACUACCGCAGCUUUUUGUUUGAAUAUGCGGCUGCAGAAAUUCGCUCGACGGCCAAGAUGGGAUCGCAGACCCUACAUUCCCAAACAAUGGCAGUCUUGCUUGGGAACACUGUGAUGGAGAACGGCCAACCAAUUCAAAGUCGAUCCGUGUUUGACCUCUUCGAUUUCGCAGAUCUUGGUACUUUGCGGGAUUUCGAAAAGCCUGCGCUCUCUUUGCUCGAAGAAAUAUCUAAUCAAGUCAAGUACAGUCCAAAGGAUAAUAAAAUGGACGAGUACAACUUUAAUGACUUUCAGGCACUGGUCCGAAUGCGGGACGCAGAAUUGCCCGCCGCUGAACAACAGCGUUUCAGAGCGGAAGUAACUGUUUUCGAGCAAUUCAUGAAUGCAAGAAACCAUCGUCAUCGGAUCCAAAACUGCCAUUAUGCAGCUUUCAAGUCUUGGGCGGAGCUUAUCUCCACCAUGAUCGCUUGCUCCGAUGGUGACGAAGGAGUCUCCCCAGCUUUCAUACUACACUGUCUCCAGUUGAUACUUCCUCAGCUUGAGGCUGCCACUGAUGACGAUCUUCCUUGGGCUCUGGAACUAGCAAAAUUGGCGGAAACAUUGAUUUCUCGCAGUGGAGACGCCAUCAAUGAAAAGCUUUACCACCUUUUCCAAAUUUGCAUCCAAGGCAUCAACCUGGCAACGGGGCAUGUCCUGUUGAGAGAGACAUACUACAUGGUCUGCACUCAGUACGUCACACGCAUCACAACAUCUAACGCCAACAAGGGCCUGCGACGUGAGAGCCAACACGCCAUUACGAAAGGCUGCCCCGCCCUCGUUGAGACUAUCUGCGAUGAUGCCUUAAAUGGUCAAGACUCGUGCCGUGCGUCCGCUCUCUUGCUCUUGAACGGCUUGGCAGUUUUAGACAGCCAGACCGAUUGUGUUUUGGCAAAGCACAUCUCAGAGGCGAACUGUUUGAGUCUCUUCCUAGAUUCUUUGCGGUCUCUUCCCGUCGAGCUCCAUCAGGCCCAGGGAACUGAUACUCCUGCACUCAUAGCUUACUAUGAAUCACUACUUUCUCUACUGCAGCGGCUAUCUCAGACCAAGAAAGGGGCCACAUAUGUUCUCGAUGCGGGCCUCUUCCAGACUGUUCGUGAUUCGCAACUUUUCGCUGCUGAUCCAGACAUUGGCAUAGAUAUCGAUAACCCCAAUGCUCUACAAAGAUACUACGACCUACUCUUGUCAGUUAUGCGCGUCAUUGUGUCUGCUGUCUUCUCUCGUGGAAUACAAAACCAGCAAAUUAUACAGCAGACCCGCACAUUCCUGGCCGAGAACCGAUCCUGCAUGGUUGGUAUUUUCAAACGGUCUGCAAGAAUUGGGAAUGCUUCCAAUGAACAUCAAGAAACUCUAGGCGAUCUGAACAAGUCCUUCAUUUCUCUUGUUUCUGCCACUGGUUUCACCGAGGCUGAGGAGCAAGAAAUCCAGCAGACCACGCAAUCUGCUAUGUUUUCGUGA